CGGGGCCCCGGCGGCCCGCGCCCCUGCUAGGCUGCGGCGGCAUGGCCCGCGCGCCCGGCGCGACCUCUGCGGAUUGCAUCGGUGUGCGGCGGCGGGGCAUGCCCAGGGCACCGGGCACGGCCUUCAAUGGGCGAGGACACGGACACGCGGAAAAUUAACCACAGCUUCCUGCGGGACCACAGCUAUGUGACUGAAGCCGAUAUCAUCUCCACUGUUGAGUUCAACCACACCGGAGAGCUGCUGGCCACAGGCGACAAGGGUGGCCGGGUUGUCAUUUUCCAGCGGGAACCAGAGAGUAAAAAUGCACCUCACAGCCAGGGCGAGUAUGACGUCUACAGCACCUUCCAGAGCCACGAGCCGGAGUUUGAUUACCUCAAGAGUCUGGAGAUAGAAGAGAAAAUCAACAAGAUCAAGUGGCUUCCACAGCAGAAUGCAGCCCACUCCCUGCUGUCCACCAAUGAUAAAACUAUCAAAUUAUGGAAGAUUACUGAACGAGAUAAAAGGCCUGAGGGAUAUAACCUAAAGGAUGAAGAAGGAAAGCUUAAGGACCUGUCCACGGUGACGUCACUGCAGGUGCCCGUGCUGAAGCCCAUGGAUCUGAUGGUGGAGGUGAGCCCACGGAGGGUCUUCGCCAACGGCCACACCUACCACAUCAACUCCAUCUCCGUCAACAGCGACUGCGAGACGUACAUGUCGGCGGACGACCUGCGCAUCAACCUCUGGCACCUGGCUAUCACUGACAGGAGCUUCAACAUCGUGGACAUCAAGCCGGCCAAUAUGGAGGACCUCACGGAGGUGAUCACGGCGUCGGAGUUUCACCCCCACCAUUGCAACCUCUUUGUCUACAGCAGUAGCAAGGGCUCCCUGCGUCUCUGCGACAUGCGUGCAGCCGCCCUGUGUGACAAGCACUCCAAACUGUUCGAAGAGCCCGAGGACCCCAGUAACCGCUCCUUCUUCUCGGAGAUCAUCUCCUCCGUGUCGGAUGUGAAGUUCAGCCAUAGUGGCCGGUACAUGCUCACCCGGGAUUAUCUCACGGUCAAAGUCUGGGACCUGAAUAUGGAGGCGAGGCCCAUAGAGACCUACCAGGUCCAUGAUUACCUUCGGAGCAAGCUCUGUUCCCUGUAUGAGAACGACUGCAUUUUCGACAAGUUUGAAUGUGCCUGGAACGGGAGCGACAGCGUCAUCAUGACAGGGGCCUACAACAACUUCUUCCGCAUGUUUGACCGGAACACCAAGCGCGAUGUGACCCUGGAGGCGUCGAGGGAGAGCAGCAAGCCCCGGGCCGUGCUCAAGCCGCGGCGCGUGUGCGUGGGUGGCAAGCGCAGGCGGGACGACAUCAGCGUGGACAGCCUGGACUUCACCAAGAAGAUCCUGCACACGGCCUGGCACCCGGCCGAGAACAUCAUCGCCAUCGCGGCCACCAACAACCUGUACAUCUUCCAGGACAAGGUGAACUCCGAGAUGCACUAGGUGCGCGUGGAGCCCCGUCCCGG
Messenger RNA from Odobenus rosmarus divergens (Pacific walrus), 1493 nucleotides. RefSeq names its product protein phosphatase 2, regulatory subunit B, gamma (gene PPP2R2C). Gene Ontology annotation, biological process: peptidyl-serine dephosphorylation. The transcript is spliced from 9 exons. The record is from RefSeq and is a predicted model, not a curated record. Gene Ontology annotation, molecular function: protein phosphatase regulator activity; protein binding. Gene Ontology annotation, cellular component: cytosol; protein phosphatase type 2A complex. The coding region runs from base 127 to 1470 and encodes 447 amino acids. Lineage: Eukaryota; Metazoa; Chordata; Mammalia; Carnivora; Odobenidae.